AUGGCUGGCACGCAGACCCCUAUCGGCCGCCCCAACAUGGAAGACAACAACUUCAUCCUGUUUGGGCAAUCCUCAGAGCACAUGGGCGAGCAGGUGGACCAGCCAGAAGGGUCGGGCCGCCAGCAAAAUCAGGAGCAGUCGUCGGCGUCGGUCGGUCGGGCGCUGUUCCGCGAAGUCAACCACCUCCUCCUCGACAUGCAAGCGAGAACCCUUUUCGGCGCACUGCAAAAGACCGACCGCACGCAGGAAAGCCGCCGCGAGAUCAGCGGACUGGAGAAGGCCCUCCGCAACCUGCGCCAGGCCGUCGUGGACCAAGACAACGCGCCGAUCGUGCGCCACUUGGAUGGCAGGGUCACAGUCCCGACCGGGACAUGGAUUCACCGCUGGCGGGACCUGCAGGGUGAAUACCAUGUCACCCCCUACAAGCCGCCCAAGACCAACCCCGCCGGAUACCCCUACCAGGAUAGGGCUGACGGAGCACCGACGCUGCGCCAGGUUGCCAAAUCCCUCGACUGGCAGCUCCACAGCGAUCCACGAUGUCACAUGGCCGACCUGGAAUGGUGCGUGGUGUGCGGGGCCUACCACUACGCCCAGGAGGUCAGGAGCGUCGACAUGCUGCUGUGGGAGACCUUUGGCGACGAGAACGGGCUGCUGCCGGACGAGUACCUCAGCGGCCAAGCCCUACAAAUGCCGUCGCUGCCCAUGUGUUUGGAGUGGGCGCAGUUCUGGGACUGGGGCAUCAUCGCUCUGGUACCUGGCCGUACCCCUGGCAGCUGGAUGAUCAAGGUAGUGCAUCCAGACUUUAUCCAGUUCAUGGCCAGCAACUACCCUGGCUCCGAGGGCCGCGAGAUCAGCACGAGCCCGUCGUGGCAGCCCAACCCGCGCCACCUGUACCUGCGCUGGGCAGUCGCGGAGCUUCUCCGGAUCCAUGAUGAUGGCAUCGCGCGGCCCGUGACGCCGGCACGCGGCGUCCUGUACUGGGAGAAGGGAAUCGUCGACUACGAGACGGGGCCGCUGGGAUGCGACUUGACCAUGGUCAUCACGUGGUUGGGGUGCGAGCUGGCCGGUCUGUCGCCCGAGGAGACGUACGCGCUCCUUGACAUCCCGGAGGACCUGGCAAAGCGCGCCAAGGACCAGCUGGAGAUGAAGUGGGCGAGGCAGUUCUGGAUGCCGCGGCUCAAGAAGUUCGUCGACGCAUACCUGGCGUGGAACGCCGAAGUCGGCAAGGCCUUGGCGCAGUACAGGCUGCAGAUGGGGAUCUCAUCCGAGGUGAGCCGGGAUGAGCAUUUCGAGGCGGAGCGGCGGCUCUGGACGGUUCUCGAGGGGAUACUUGGGGAUGAGGACGAGGAGCCACGGGAUGCCGAGCAGCAGGAGGAGGCUGAAGGCCAAGACGAGGAGGUGGCUGAUGAGGAGGAGACUGACGAGAAGAUGGUCCACCAGGAGCAGAGUGCUCAGGUGGACGUCGAGGUACAGGAGGAGGAGGAGGAGACUGACUCCGAGGAGGAAGAGGAGACGGAGACUGAGGAUGAGGAGGAAGAGGAGACCGACGACGGCGCCGAGGAACAACUCGAGUUCCAAAGCAGUGAAUACGAUGCCGACAUCGAGGAUUACUUUGAUGAUUGGGGCGAGGAUGAAGGAAGCAACUGGAACGAGACCACCGACGAUGACGAGGAUCGGGCCACAACCACCGACGAGGAGGAGGAGGAUGAUGCUUGGAUGCUCCGCGGAGUGUUAGAGCUUAUCCAAGUCCUCUCAAGAGGGGUUAUGGAGGCUGCACUGGAAUGA
Messenger RNA from Pyricularia grisea, 1785 nucleotides. RefSeq lists its product as uncharacterized. The transcript has a single exon. The record is from RefSeq and is a predicted model, not a curated record. Lineage: Eukaryota; Fungi; Ascomycota; Sordariomycetes; Magnaporthales; Pyriculariaceae. The coding region runs from base 1 to 1785 and encodes 594 amino acids.